Leptosia nina is the source of this 1635-nucleotide messenger RNA. The record is from the annotation of a GenBank genome assembly. Lineage: Eukaryota; Metazoa; Arthropoda; Insecta; Lepidoptera; Pieridae.
AUGGAACUGGACGAUGAAAUAAAAUCGGGUUGCUUAUUAUUUCCCCCGGCCGGGGGAAAUGUAUUUAGCAAAUUUCCUAAAAAGAAAAAUUGGCAGCAAAAAUACUGCAUCCUAUUCAAUGCAAGCAAACAGGGCAUUGAGAGAUUAGAAAUUUAUGACAACAAGGAUGAAGUGACUUCGGGUGCCAUUCCCAAAAUUAUUACUUUAGAAAAUUGUAUUAAAAUAACACAUGCUAGUCCAAACACAAUUACUAUUUUCACCAAAUCACUGACACAGCAGAUAUGUGCUCAAUCUGAACCAGAAACUUUAGAAUGGGUUACUGCACUUCAGUCUGUUGCUUUUAGAGGGGUAUCAUCUAGUCCCAUCAGUUGUGAUGAAGACAAUGACCUCUAUUGUACCUCAGGUGAAGGUGUCUUCUCAGUAAAAAUGUGUUCAUCAGAAGCAUCAAUCAGAUGUGGCUUUGAACCUAUUAGAUAUAUCUUGCUGCUAACAACAACCGCUAUCGAAUUGAGAGAUAUUAAUGACAAUAAGUUGUAUGCUACUUGGCCAUAUAGAUAUAUAAGACGCUAUGGUUAUAGACAGGGUAAAUUUACAUUUGAGGCGGGGAGGAAGUGUGAUACUGGGGAAGGUAUAUUUCACUUAGAACAUCCUAACCAAUCAGAAAUAUUUAAAUGUUUAUCUCUGAAGAUGAAAACAAUGAAGCAGAUGAUUGGCAGUGACAAUUUACAUAGCCCUGAUCAUUCUGAAUUUAAUAUACAGCCAAGUGUUAACUUAUUUCCUGGUUCUAGAAGUCCACUAGUGGCAGCCAGGCCUGAUGACUUAAAUUUGAGCUCUCUUUCAUUUAAAAGUACUUCAAUUUCAAGUCAGCAGACAUCUAGUACUGAAAGAGAUACUGCACCUCUUUUAAUGCCUAAACCAGCACUUAAACCGAAACCCCAAAAACCUCCCCGUAAAAUAAUGAAUAUGCCAAAAGUGAAAGAUGUAACAAGUUCUACUGACGAAAGUAUUGAUUUUGGUAGGUACAAGAAACUUGAUAAUUACGAACCAAUUGAUCAAAUAAAGAAGGAAACAUCUCCAUUAGUGCCAUAUGAUAAAGUAGAAGUAAGAAGUGAAGCAUGGAAAACAUUGGGUAUAGAUGAUCCUGAUCACACUGAAUUUACUCCUAACUUAGCUGACAGUCCCAAUUGUAUGAAGUUAAUUUCAAGAUCACAGGAUAAUUUAAAUACAUCAGGACCGGAGUCUUCCAGAAUUAUUCUACUGCCUAGUCCUGUUGUUGAUCCAGAAGAUGAAAACUAUGAUAGAUUACAGUACUUUGGCUCAACAAGUAAAUUAAAUAGAUCAUCUAGAUACAAAAAGAUUGAGGCUAGACCUACAACAUUGGCUCUAUUGGAUUCUAAGAAUAAAGACACAUGGAAUGACUAUGAUGAAGUGGAGAAUGUCAUGCAAACAGCAAGACUAGCUGAUGACUCCCAUUUAGGCUAUGGGAUGAUACGGAAACCAAACACACCCGGUCCGCAAGUGCCUACUGCGGCCCAAGCCCAAGUUCUUCAAAAUCAAGUAGGUCUAGAGGAUGUCACACAUAAUAACUGUAAUGGUACAGAUUAUGCAAUUGUCAGCCGACCUAAAAGAGUUUAA